AUGGCUGGGGAGAAAAACGAAGUGAAGCUGCUGGGGAUGUGGGCGAGCCCGUACAUGGCGAGGGUGAAGCUGGCGCUUAACCUCAAGGGCGUGAGCUAUGAGUACAUGGAGGAGGACCUCGCCAACAAGAGCGAGUUGCUCCUCUGCUCGAACCCCGUCCACAAGGUGGUGCCCGUCCUCAUCCACGACGGCAAGCCCAUCUGUGAGUCCCAGGUCAUCGUCCAGUACGUCGACGAGGCCUUCCAUGCCGCGGCCAAGGCCCUCCUUCCCGCCGACCCUUACGAGCGCGCCGUUGCCCGCUUCUGGGCCGCCUACAUCGACGACAAGGUGUUGGGGCCAUGGGAAAUGGUCUUGAAGGCGAAGACGGGCAAGGAGAGGGCGGUCUGGGCGAGGCGGACGUUUGAAGCGGUGGAUGUGCUGGAGGAAGGCCUCAUGAAGUGCUGCAAGGGCAAGGGGUUGUUUGGCGGGGACGACAUCGGCUACCUCGAUGUCCUGCUCGGGGGCAUGGUCCCGUGGCUGUACGCAACCGAGAAGAUCUCUGGUCACAACUUCUUCGACGCCAGCAAGGUCCCGCUGCUGGCGUCAUGGAUGGAGCGUUUUACCCAUCUUGACGCUGCCAAGGCGGUGUUCCAGGAGCAGGACGUCGACAGCCUGGUUGAAUUCGCUCGGUCGGUACUCUUGACCGGUGCUGCAACCAGCUCAUAA
This is a messenger RNA of Triticum turgidum subsp. durum (durum wheat), 705 nucleotides long. Lineage: Eukaryota; Viridiplantae; Streptophyta; Magnoliopsida; Poales; Poaceae. The record is from the annotation of a GenBank genome assembly.